AUGCUUGAUGGACGUGUUUGGCUCUGCAGUUUCAAUGUUCUCGCAGUCGUUGCCAUUGCCUGGCGGGCGCGCGCUCCUUGUCGAGAUGUCCAGUUACCACGAGUGAGAUCGAUGUUUUCUUCGUUCCAUGCCACGAUGAAGCGGGUACUCUGCAUGACACCACCGCACCCGUUGCAUCGUCAUUUGAAGGGUAUGGCAGACAAGCGACUUAAUGAGCAACUUGUUUGGGGGUGCCCCUGGACUCUGUUUGCAGCCGUCUGUUACAAUUCAAUUCAGUUGUAUCAAGACGAUACGUCCCAGCUCACGCACUACAUGAACUUAGGAAUGGGAACCUUUGCUAUGCUGGGCGCCGUCAGACCGGAUUGGAUGACCCCGAAAGUCUUUCUCUGUUUCCAUUUCUGUGUCUAUGUCACCUUCAUCAUUAUUGCGAUCAAUACCACAUCCAGAAUUGAGUUCUUGAAUGCGAGCCGCGUGAGAAUAUGUUUCCGUUCCAUGUUCUGUUUAAUACACGCAAAGCCCAUGUUGUCCUUGUGUUUUGGCAGUGUGUACGUCGCAGUUGUCUCAGCUUUUGCUCCGUGGCAUGACCCUGUAGACGUACGUCAGGAAUUGCUUGUCACAUUCUUUGUUAGCAUCUCAGCAGCCGUCGUCGCAUGGUCCCGCGAUUCAGAGUUUUUGGCAAUUCUGGAGGCCAAGGCGUCACGACAGUUCGAGUCUACAGCGGACGGGCUGCUGUCAAGUGUGUGCGAUGCAGUGGUACAUCUCUCGAAGGAGUUUCAGCUCUCAAAGCCUUGCGCAUCCCUUGCCGCCCUGCUCCUAAGAUCAUCCAGCGAUGUGGCGGCGGGAGUCCACUUUUCCAAUCUAGCGUUUGAUGCCACUGAGAGAGAGCGUCUGCUUCGUUUCUUGGAGCGGCCCAUAUCCGAUACCUACAGCCUCCACAUGUCCUUUAGGGAUUCAUGGGGCAUGCCGGUAAAAGUUGAGCUCUUUCACGCCCGGGGCGUUGACAUACACGACGAGUUGAUCCACAUCGUAGGUGUGAAGGAAGAUUCGGAAGAGCCGCGGGCGGCGCGUCCAGGGGUGUUAUGCUGCAGCCCAGAGUCACAGAAUUCAAGCACUUUCGCAGGCAUCCCAGAGAGUUGUAUCAGUAUCUCGACGUCUGAUUCCUCUGGUCUGCUGAUCGACCCCUCGUGCACUGAGAUGGCUGUUCUCAUUGACGCAGAGAGUUCUGGUAUGCCCGUGCUGCGGUGCUCACCCGAUUUCUUGAGUUUGUGUGGACCCAUAUGCGAGGGCCCAAAGCUGCUGCAGUGGGUCAUUAAUCGUGCCGACUUUAUGGGUUGGGCGGACACGGCCUACAACGAUCUGCUUGAUGCUCGUGAUGUAGACCUUGUGCAGGGUGAUGUUCUGGCUGCACAGCCAUUCCGAAUCCGCCUCAAGCUGCCUCACAUGGGCCCGAGAGUCCUCGAAGUAUCGGCGAACGCAAAGUUCAAAUUUCCAUCAUUCGAAGACCCACCAGAGGGUGACGAUGGCGGAGUGGCCAUUGCUCAAGGGAUCUUGUUGAUGCUGGAGGACGUCGUCUUCCUCCGCAGGGGACGUCGGGCACCGAGGCUGUCAUUGUGA
Messenger RNA from Prorocentrum cordatum, 1614 nucleotides. Lineage: Eukaryota; Dinophyceae; Prorocentrales; Prorocentraceae. The record is from the annotation of a GenBank genome assembly.